AUGUUAAUACGAUAUUCAAGAUUUCCUCGACUUAUACGAAGUUAUUCAAUUGCCUUAUCUUAUUUAUACAAUAAAGAUCCAAAAUGUAAAUCAUGUGGGAUAAUACUACAGAAUGAUUCACCCGAGAAACCAGGUUAUUAUAUUAGAUAUGAAAAAAAAACACCCGUGGUCAAACAAUCAGAUUUGAUCUACAAGAAAUACAAAUCAAAACUAGAGGAUGAAGAAGUGAUUCAAAUGAAUAAUACAGAAGAUUCAAAUGACUCAAAAACUGUUCUUCUGUGUAUUAGGUGUAGACAAAUUCAAAAUUACUCAAACUUCAAACUUGAAAUAGAUCAAUAUCCUAUCCAUAACCUUUCAACAAUCAUGACAACUUUAAUACCUAGAAAUGCUCCUAUUGUUUACUUAUUCAAUUCUUUAGAUUUUCCGAUGGGUAUAAAUCCUGAAAUUUUCAAGUUUAGAAAACCACAUGAAAUCUUUUUCAUCAUGACGAAAUCUGAUAAUUUAAUACAAAAAGAAACGGCCUAUGAAAAUUAUACAAAACAAUUCAUAGAAGAUUAUCUAAACAAGAAAUAUGAUGUGCCUAAAGAAAACAUAUUUAUAACAUCUGGUAAGAAAAAUUGGAAAACUUUUGAUUUAUAUAAUGGUAUUCCUGAUCAAUCUUAUAUUAUAGGCUCAACAAAUUGUGGUAAGUCAACAUUAAUUAACUCAUUACUACUCAAUAAAGAAUUAAAAUCAAAUUCAAGUAUGUCAUUUCAAAAACGGAAAAAAUUCAUGAAUCGAUUCAAAAAUGGUGAUGGGCCUGGUACAAGUUAUUUACCUGGAUAUACUAGAGACAUUAUACCUGUUCAAAUUGGAAACAAGACAUUUUUUGAUGUUCCUGGAUUUACUACUACUUCGAAUUUACUCAACUUUUAUAAGAGCAUGUCUGGAAAGUCAAUAAAUCAAGUAAUUAAAGGAAAACAAAUGUAUAAACAUGGAACAUUCAAAUCAGAAUACUUUACAAUAAAAAACAAACAAAUAUUAAACUUACAAGGCUUAGGCUAUGUUGUCAUUCCAUCUGAUUCAAUUUUUCAAAUUAGAAAUGUCACAAAUCUCAAUUUAUCAAUUCAAAAAGAUUUAGAAAAAGUCCAACAGUUGAUUAAAGAUACCCCUGUUUCAAUGAAAGAUAAUUUCCUAACUAAUGUGCCGUUGAAGUCUAUGGAUAAAUAUAUUGUUCCUCCAUUUUUUGGACCUGUUGAUCUUGUUCUUGAAAAUAUUGGAUAUAUCAACAUAAAACCAACAGGAAAGAAAUUAAGUAAUGAGUUGAUUGAAAUAUAUCUCAUACCUGGUUUACAAGCUGUAUUAAGGCAACUGAUUUUGAGUUAUUUAAGUAAAAGUUUUACUGGUUUGGAUAAAAAUUAUAAUCCAUUAAGAAAAGAAAAUUGGUAUGAGAAGAGCACAUUGAAGUUGAAGAGAUAUAAUGAAGCGGAACCAUUUCAUAGUAAGUUGAUCAAAGUUAAUGAAGAAGAUAGAAUUGGAAAUGGGCUGAACGAGGAAGUUUUGAGGAAGAAAUUAGGUGUAAUCUAUGACGAAAGUGUUAAGAUUGAUGAUAAUAAUAAAUACUUAUUCUGGAGGGAAUAG
This is a messenger RNA of Insectozyma verbasci, 1620 nucleotides long. The record is from the annotation of a GenBank genome assembly. Lineage: Eukaryota; Fungi; Ascomycota; Pichiomycetes; Serinales; Debaryomycetaceae.